Messenger RNA from Camelina sativa (false flax), 1840 nucleotides. RefSeq lists its product as uncharacterized. Gene Ontology annotation, molecular function: catalytic activity. The record is from RefSeq and is a predicted model, not a curated record. Gene Ontology annotation, biological process: GPI anchor biosynthetic process. Gene Ontology annotation, cellular component: endoplasmic reticulum. Lineage: Eukaryota; Viridiplantae; Streptophyta; Magnoliopsida; Brassicales; Brassicaceae.
CCACAACCUCCUCCUCCUUACCUUGUGUGUAUCAUAUGAUUCCAAAAAUUCUCUAUAUCUCACUUCUGAAUAAAACCACCCCAACCAAAAAAAAAAGAAAGAAUAAAAAGAAGAAUACUAUAUAAUUACAUAUAUCUCUCCCUCUCUCUCUCAUUCUCUUAAAGUAUGUAUGUACUCUCACUAUUUUUAGACAAUAUAUAAACUUAAAUGCGAUCGCCCUUUUCUGGCUAGCAGCUGAUAUCAUGUUGAACCUCAUUAGUUUCCUCCGACGUCGACUCCGGAAAGACAGAAUAUCCGUCAACCACCACCGCUCUCGUGAUGGCUCCACCGUGGGUUCCCCUGAAAGCCGCCAUCAUCAUGUGUUUUCAUCCGCAGCCGCCAUCCACCCAAACCCGGAGAAAGCCAUCACAGUGGCCACCUUCAACGCUGCUAUGUUCUCCAUGGCUCCCGCCGUUCCCAACAACACGGGUUUGCUGCCACUCCGCUCCAAGUCAUCCGUUGACCGCCCCAAGAGCAUACUCAAGCCCAUGAGCCCCGCCUCCUCCCCUUCUCAUCAUGACUCCAGAAAACAACAACAACUGAGGUUUGCCAAAUCCAGGCUAAGGAGGGUCUCCAUAAAUCUCCCCGACAACGAGAUCAGCCGCCAGCUCAGCUUCCGGGAGGAUCCUCAGCACUCUCCCCUCAGGGCUGCUUCUCUCUCUUUCUCCGGAGAGAUCGGUCUCCGGAGCACCAGAACGGCUCUGGAAGUGCUGAGGGAGCUAGACGCAGACGUGCUGGCUCUGCAAGACGUCAAGGCCGACGAGGCUGACCAAAUGCGACCACUCUCGGAUCUCGCCGCCGCGCUGGGGAUGAAUUACGUCUUCGCCGAGAGCUGGGCGCCCGAGUACGGCAACGCCAUUCUCUCCAAGUGGCCCAUCAAAAACUCCAAUGUUCUGAGAAUCUUCGACGACACUGAUUUCAGGAACGUGUUGAAGGCGAGCAUAGUUGUUCCGGGGAGCGGGGAAGUGGAAUUUCACUGUACUCAUCUUGAUCACUUGGACGAGAAGUGGAGAAUGAAGCAAGUCGAUGCUAUUAUCCGAUCUACCAACGUACCUCACAUACUCGCUGGUGCUCUCAAUUCUCUCGACGAAUCCGAUUACUCCCCUGAGAGAUGGACCGACAUCGUCAAGUACUACGAAGAGAUGGGUAAGCCGAUACCAAAAGCGCAAGUGAUGAGAUUCUUAAAGAGCAAAGAAUACACUGACGCUAAGGACUUUGCUGGAGAAUGCGAAUCUGUGGUUGUGGUCGCCAAAGGCCAAAGUGUACAAGGGACAUGCAAGUACGGGACACGCGUUGACUACAUACUUGCUUCCUCGGACUCACCGUACCAGUUCGUGCCAGGGUCAUAUUCGGUGUUGUCUUCAAAAGGAACCUCGGACCAUCACAUAGUGAAAGUCGAUGUUGUCAAAGCUAGAUCGAUCAACGUCGACGAGCAACGACCGAUUAGACCCAAACAGCAGAGAGUUUCAACGACUAUGCAUUAUAAUAACUCGUCUCUAACAAAGGCCUCGUGGAGGACGCAUUACUAUAAGGCGUGAACAAUCUCUAGACCAUAUAUAUAUACUACAAAACGUUUACAUUACACGUACGUUUUUUUUUGGAAUGCUUAUUAACACAAUUUGAGAUCCGUGUAUCAUAGCUACGGAUGUCUCUGUGCUGGACCAUGAAGUCUGAUUUACUUUCGCCUAGCUAUUUUUUUUUUGUUUUUUUUACAUUCUUUUGGUCUGUUUUAAUGUUGGCUUGUUUAACCGAUACGUAUUAUUGUAUGCAUUGAGUGAAUAAAAACUCUUCCUUACUUUUA